GGCUCAAAAUCAUCGUAUUUGGAGGAUAAUUAUCGUGCAUCUGGCAACACUGAAAAGGCGGUUUACGCGCAAGAAGGUGGAACGAAAGGGAGAUACUCUUCCAAAACGUGUAAGGCCGGGCGUAAUAAUUAGUUUGUGAAAGACCCAGAGAAACACAAAUAUCCGACGAGGCAAAAUCCCGGACGAUUUUGGAAUCUCUGCCGGACGCAUUUUUAAGCUCUCAAAAAGAGGAUGUCUGGUCACCCUAGAUUUAAGGGUUUUUGUGAUUUCAAGUUGGGAUAGCUAGCUAGCUAGCUUGCAAAGCAGUUGGUCUCAUAAAAACAUGGUUUUGUCUGCCAACCUAAACGAAUAUGCUGCAAGAUAUAAACAAAAUGUAUAAGAAAACAUCUAGACAAAAUUAAAAGAUGACCUGACUCCAUCAGUGCUGAAUGUGAAUUCUUUCGAGGGUGAAAGAUGGGCACCUUCGGAAGCCGUUUCCAGGAUUCUUCCCAGGGACCGGAGGAGGUGGUAGAAGGGGCUGGUAUCAGCCACAAGCACGGGUGUGACUGCAAGAAGAGGAAGAGGAGCGCACACUGCGACUGCGACAGCGAGCCCGAGGAGGAGGAUUCCCUUCUAGACACACCACGCAGGAAGAAAUUGAAAAGCACCUCAAAGUACAUCUACCAGACCUUGUUCCUGAAUGGAGAGAACAGUGAUAUUCGUAUCUGCGCCCUCGGGCAGGAGUGGAACCUGCACAAAGUAUAUCUCUGUCAGUCAGGCUAUUUCUCCAGCAUGUUUAGUGGCUCGUGGAAGGAGUCCAACAUGAUGGUCAUAGAGCUGGAAAUCCCAGACCAGAACAUUGACACAGAAGCUCUGCAGGUGGUGUUUGGGUCUUUGUAUAGGGACGACGUGCUUAUCAAACCCAGUAGGGUCGUUAGUAUCCUUGCAGCUGCUUGUAUGCUCCAGCUGGACGGUCUUAUUCAGCAGUGUGGUGAGACCAUGAAGGAAAAUGUCAAUGUUAAGACUGUGUGUGGUUACUACUCUUCUGCCAGUAUCUACGGACUAGACUCAGUAAUGAAGAAGUGUCUGGAAUGGCUCCUCAACAACCUAAUGACGCACCAGAAUGUUGACCUUAUGAAGGAACUUGGGGUGGAGGUUAUGGAGCAACUGAUCCAGUCAUCUGACCUGUUUGUCAUGCAGGUGGAGAUGGAUGUCUACACAGCCUUAAAAAAGUGGAUGUUUCUGCAGAUGAAUCCCUCCUGGGACGGUCCCAUCAAGCAGCUUUUGGCUGAUGCCGACUCCUGCCUGUGUAAACGCAGGACAGAGCUUGCUGAGGAGGAGCCUUUCUUGAAGACAGAGGAAGGAUCUCUCUUCGUCCCAGUCUUCAAACACGUCCGCCUGCAGUACAUCAUCAACGACCUGGCCUCAGCGCGCAUCCUGGAGAGAGAUAACAUCUUGCCUCCUGAAUGGCUAACCUAUGUGUACAAGAACCAAUGGUUUGCAAUGCUCAGGACAGAACACGACAACGACAAUGGUCCCCAGGAGGCCAAUAAGGAGGAAUUUGAGGUUAACAGCAUGAGGUGUGGCAGGAAACUGAGUAAAGAUGGAGAUUACUGUUGGCGUUGGACAGGAUUCAACUUUGGCUUUGACCUGCUGGUGACCUACACAAACCGCUUCAUCGUGUUUAAGAGGAACACACUCAGCCAACCUUGUGGGGGUGCUGUGAGUCUGCAGCCUCGCAGGCAUUUGGCGUACAGGUUACGCCUGGCUUCUUUUGAUAGCAGUGGUAAGCUGGUUUGCAGCAGAUCUACAGGUUACCAGCUUCUCACUCUGGAGAAAGACCAAGAGUAUGUGGUAAUGAAUCUGGACAGCAGGCUACUAUCUUUCCCCCUCUAUGUGUGCUGUAACUUCCUGUACACCUCGACACAGUCAGACAGACGGCCCAACAGCCCAGAGCCAGAGUGCAGUGCUCGCAGUGUUUUGUGAUACUUGGGACACAUCCCCUAAACCACAGUGUGCAGGCAAUGGCCACUUACUGUCAUAGCUGUAUGAUCCCUCACCUUGACUUCUGAUGUCUGCAUGCUCUAGAGCCUGGCCUGGGAGUUAUUUUAUGAUCGUAUUAAUCUUUCUGUAGCUUUCUUUUUUUUAAUCAAAUGUUCUUACUUUUAUGUUAAACUUUUUCAUUCCUUUUGACAUCUCAUUUAGUAUUGUUUAUUUUUAAAUAUUGUAUGAAAGAAAACAUUAGGAAAAACCUUCAACAUCCCACACAUUAUCCGCUCCUGAGGACAGUGGUACUAUUAGAAUUGUGUAAUUAUACAAACAGGGGACUCAAAGGGAAACAAACCUCUAUUUUUGUACAUCCAUAACUGUCUUUAAUCCUCUUUACUUACUCUUAGCUUAUGAACAAUUUGUUCAAAGUGUUUUAAUUUAAUUUGAAUAACUAAAUGCUAGGAUAAGUGCACUGUGUGGGAAAGUAUUUAUCUGGACCAAAGUGAAAUAGCAGUAAUCCCUUUACUACUCCUUCAAUGACCUAGAUUUAGUCACUGGUGUCUACAGAUGAUCCAGAUCAUUACAUUUGUCAUUGCAAUAUUUUUUGUUUAGAUGUACCCUCAUUCAAAUGCAAAAAAAAGUGUACCAUUGUAUGUACCUGCACAUGUACUUUGGACAGAUCAUAUGUCCGUGCUGACAUACUGUAUGUGACUGUUGAACAUGCCUAUUGUUAAUAAAACUCAAGAGGAGGAAAUGG
Molecule: messenger RNA, 2725 nt
Organism: Hypomesus transpacificus
Lineage: Eukaryota; Metazoa; Chordata; Actinopteri; Osmeriformes; Osmeridae
Gene: gmcl1
Product: germ cell-less, spermatogenesis associated
Exons: 15
Coding region: 454-1965 (503 amino acids)
Biological process (GO): germ cell development
Molecular function (GO): protein binding
Source: RefSeq, a predicted model, not a curated record